Molecule: messenger RNA, 1791 nt
Organism: Microbotryum saponariae
Lineage: Eukaryota; Fungi; Basidiomycota; Microbotryomycetes; Microbotryales; Microbotryaceae
Source: the annotation of a GenBank genome assembly
AUGUUUGGUCGAGCUCAUCCGACAAUACCUUGCUCUACACCCCCCUCCUCCAGUCAUGGUGAGCAAUCCCCUCCCGUUCCAUUGUCCCAUCGGUUGUCGCAUCGCAUCGUAUCGUGAUUCUGACGUCGUAUGCGCGUCGUUUUUCCCUUUCUCUCAGGUUGGGUCAAGGCCAUCGGGCUCGUCUUUCUCGGUGUUCCUGUAGCGUAUUACAGCUACGUCGAAUUGUUCCGCGCACGAGAGAUCCGGAGACGGAGAGUGCAGUACCAUAGCAAGCGACAACGACGUUUGGAACGAAUCGUCGCGAACGAGGGUGACAAGGUCGGCGCAUCGGCAUCGAGUACCGAGGAGGUGACGAAGCCUGAGAAGGAGGGAUCCGAGGGAGUGUCGGUGGGGAAAGAGAGGAGAGGUAUUAGUGAGGAGGAGUAUGAGGAGAUCGCGGAGAUGUAUGCGCCGUACGUAUUAGGGGGGAGGUAUUGUAAUGCGCUCGGGCCGGAAUGGAGAGAACAAGGAGGUUCGUUCCUUUUCUUCGUCGCGUAAACCCGGAUGCGAUGCUGAUGCAAUAUUGCUCUCACAGCAUGGGAGUGGAUCGCAUGGAAAUUGAUAUGGGCACCCUUGCAUGGAACUCUCUUUUGGAACGCCGGCGUACCAACCGAUCCGAUCAAACUUGCCGAAUCGCUUCCUCUCGAAAGGCCCAACUUUGAGCUUCUGUUCGGCUUCGACCCGGAACAGGUCUCCGUCGACACCGCGCCACCUGAACCGACAGCUAAGGACUCCCCGGACGCUCGACUAGCGGAAAGUAUCGGAGACCUUUCGGCCAGUUGGGAUCGACUCUCGUCCUCAACCCCGGCCUCUCUUUCGUCCGCAACCUCGCAACGCGUCUCUCGAUCCAACAGUGAGACCCCACCACGAGUCGAAGUGGGCGAGGAUCUAACGGCGACAUGGAUCGGUCAAUCGACGACCUUUUUCCAACUCGACGGCGUCUCGGUCCUGACCGACCCCGUUUUUGCCCACCGCACCGUCGAUACCGUCCUCGCCCCUCCCCGGUUAUGCCCACCCCCUUGUCCUCUCUCAGCGCUUUUAUCGAUCCAACUCGUGCUUGUCUCGCACGACCACUUUGAUCAUGUCCACCCCGACGACGUACGGUACCUCGGCAACUCGGUGCACUGGGUCGUCCCCAUCGGGAUGGGAAAAUUCCUCCGCUCGCUCGGCGUAACUCGUUUCUCCGAAUUGAGCUGGUGGCAAACGACCGUGCUCGAUUUCACCGUCCCCCUUCGAGGAGGUCGAACCGAAUCACGCAAACUCAACAUCACCGCCACACCUGCACAACAUUGGUCCUCUCGAGGUCCAUUGGAUACGAACCAAUCGUUGUGGUGUUCGUACGUGGUCGAAGGGAAACACGAAACCGUCUUCCACGCCGGUGAUACGGGCUACAACGCGACCUUGUUCAAAGCGAUCGGUAAAGUUUUCGGUCCUUUCGACCUUGCCUUGCUCCCCAUCGGUUCCUACACCCCAAGAUGGCACAUGAUCUCUCAACACUGCAACCCCGAAGACGCGGUCAAGAUUUGUUUGGACCUCGGUGCCAAAAAGGCGUGGGCACAACAUUGGGGGACGUGGAUCUUGAGCGAUGAACAUUAUUUGGAACCGCCGAAGAUGUUGGAUCUGGCGAGGAAGAAAUGGGGUUUGGAGGAGGGUAGGUUCGAGGUGGUUAGACCGGGGAGGACGGGGUGUUGGAAGAGGGUGGAGAGUAGGGAGAGGGAGGGGGAGGGGGAGGACGAGGACGAGGAGAAGUAG